Molecule: messenger RNA, 2694 nt
Organism: Sphenostylis stenocarpa
Lineage: Eukaryota; Viridiplantae; Streptophyta; Magnoliopsida; Fabales; Fabaceae
Source: the annotation of a GenBank genome assembly
AUGGUGAGGAUUAGAGAUACAACGUCCAUGGCGGACGCCAGAGAGCAGCAGGGGAACACUGCUCUUUCACAUGCAGAGGAAGAGAGAAUCUUCGUUUCGAUCAGAGUAAGGCCUUUGAACGAGAGAGAAAGAGCGCGGCACGAUAUGUCCGACUGGGAAUGCGUUUCUGGCAACACCAUCAAAUUCAAGAACAGCGGCCAUGCAGAACAGCGACCACUGUCAAUGGAUACCUACACCUUUGGUGAGAAACAUGAAGAUGCCCUGUCUAUGGAUAGGGUGUUUGGGGACAGGUGCGAUACAAGGCAGGUUUAUGAACAAGGGAUUAAGGACGUUGCCCUUUCAGUAGUUCGGGGUGUCAACUCUAGCAUUUUCGCAUACGGGCAGACAAGCAGUGGAAAGACGCACACGAUGACUGGCAUUACUGAAUACGCAGUAAGGGACAUAUAUGAAUACAUAGAGAAGCAUAAAGACAGAGAAUUUGUUGUUAAGUUCUCCGCCAUGGAGAUCUACAAUGAAGCUGUUAGAGAUCUUCUCAAUGCAGCUGCUACUUCACUAAGAAUUCUAGAUGAUCCAGAGAAAGGGACUGUUGUGGAGAAACUCACAGAAGAGACACUGGCGGAAAGGAGACAGUUACAACAACUCCUUUCAAUAUGUGCAGCUGCAAGGACAACGGAAGAGACAGCGAUGAAUGAAGCUAGCUCCAGAUCUCACCAAAUUCUUCGAUUGACAGUUGAAAGUAAUCCUUGUGAUUAUGCAGACGCCGCAAGAUCUGGAGCUCUCUUCGCCAGUGUGAAUUUUGUUGACCUAGCAGGAAGUGAACGUGCUUCUCAAGCACUGUCAGCUGGCACAAGAUUGAGAGAAGGUAGCCACAUAAAUCGCAGUUUACUGAGCCUAGGAACUGUCAUUCGGAAACUAAGCAAGGGAAGAAAUGAACACGUACCUUACAGAGACUCAAAGCUUACUCGCAUUCUGCAGAACUCGUUAGGUGGUAAUGCCAGAACAGCGAUCAUUUGUACCAUUAGUCCUGCAAGGAGCCAGAGUGAACAAUCAAGAAAUACUCUGCUUUUUGCUGGUUGCGCAAAACAGGUGACUACCAAUGCUCGGGUCAAUCAAGUGAUGUCAGACAAGGUUUUGGUAAAACAACUGCAAAAGGAAUUGGCUAGACUGGAGAAUGAAUUGAAGAGCUUCACUCCAAAUACCGCCUUACUCAAGGAGAGAGAACUCCAGAUUCAAAAGAUGGAGAAAGAGAUCAAAGAAUUGACCCGGGAGCGUGAUCUUUUUCAAUCUCGAGCUCAAAAUAUGCUCAAGUCUGAUGGGAAAGAUAGAAUUCCAAGAGUAGGCAAAGAUUCAGCCUCAGAAUCGUCAGGUCUUGCUAAUGAUCUCUUUCGCAGGACAGACAGCGCAUCUGAGACUCUUGAAAUAACAACAUCCAGUUUACAUCAUACUGGGAAUUCUGAAGACGACUUUCUUUUGGAUGGCAAUUCUCCCACGUUUGCUGGGCCUGAUCCAUUUCAUGGUUGGGAGGAGAUGGCCAGCAUAGCUGAACCUGACUGCGAGGAGGUUCCAUGUAUCGAAAUAAAAGAAGUGGAAACAAACCACAAAACAGAUGUUAAACCAUCCCCAGAGAAUGAGCAGAGUGAGUUAAAUACUUUUGAUAAUACCAGCGACCUUACUAUGGACCUAUUAAAGAAAUCCAAUGGGGCUUCUGAAACCGAUCCACAUGUUUUGGAUGCCAUGUCUCCUCCUCAAAUAGAUAAGGUGGAUCAAGAAACUUCUAAAAAUCCUCAGAUAAGUAAUUUGGAGCAGGAACCUGCCACACCUCCUCAACUUGAGGAGCCGGCACAGGUAUCAGUCACAUUACCAACUGAGAUCGAAAGGAAAAACUCUACUAGUUCGGCUUGCUCUGAGGACAAGCUACCCGAAUCGAAGUUACAAACUAGAAAAAGAAUGUCUUCCAGAAAAAAUUCUUCAAGUGACGAUAUAAAUGUUUCAAUUGAAGACGUAGAAUCCCUUUGGGAUUCUGAUGCGGAGGAUAAUGCUAGCGUCCUCAAUUUUGUCGUAGGAAUGAACGAAAGGGCUAAGCAAAAGCCAUUGGACGAGGACAUGGAUGAUCUUAUGGUACGCGCAAGGACAUCUGGAAUCAAUAAACGUGGGAACAAAGUAAAAGGAAUCGGUUACAAUGGAGCUCAUGGGGAUUAUAAUUUUGAGAGGCAGCUGAGAGAUACAAUUCAACUUUGGGAUGCAUGUAAUAUACCGUUGGUACAUAGAUCCUAUUUUUAUCUUCUCAUCAAAGGUGAAAUUUCGGAUGCUGUGUACCUUGAUGUAGAGCUCAGACGUUUGUCCUUCCUUAAGGACACGUUUUUUAGCGCAACAAACAGUACAGGACAUGGUUCGGAUGUCACACCUAAUUCAAGUUUGAUGUCACUGAAUCGUGAGAGGAAAAUGCUAAGCAAGCAAGUGCAUAAGAAGUUUUCGUGGAAGGAAAGAAACGAACUUUACCUGAAGUGGGAUGUUGAUUUGAAAUCUAAGCACAGAAGUGUACAGUUGGCAUGGCGCUUAUGGACGAAUACUAAGGACUUGAACCACGUAAGGGAAAGUGCAGCACUUGUUGCGAAGCUGGUUGGUUUCAUAAACGCGGCUGAGGCCCCAAAGAAAAUAUUUGGAUUUGGCUUCUUAUCCCGUCGUACGACCUAG